CCUGCCUGAACGGCGGCCGCUGCUCGGCGACCGCCGCCGCCGCCGGCGGCUUUAGCUGCGCAUGCGCAGUCCGCUUCCUCGGCGAGCGGUGCGAGCAGGACACGGACCCGUGCGCCUCAUCACCCUGCCUGCACGGCGGCGUGUGCACCAACGUGGCCGGUGACUACCGCUGCGACUGUCCGGUGCGUCUGUCGGGCCGGCGCUGCCAGUACGGCCUGCACUGCAACCCCAACCCGUGCCGCAACGGCGGCGCCUGCGAGGAGGGCGCGUUCGGACCGCUGUGCAAGUGUCGCGGUUUCACCGGGCCCCUGUGCACGGUCGACGUCAACGAGUGCCUGCAGAGUCCGUGCCGCAACGGCGCCACGUGCGUGAACGUGCCGGGCGCGUUCCGCUGCCUGUGCGCGGCCAACUGGACGGGCACGUACUGCGGCCUGACGGCGGCGGCGCCGGCCGCCCGGCUGCCCAUCACGCUCGAGCACAUCGUCGGCAUCGUGGCGUUCGUGCUGGCGCUGUUUCUGGUGGUGCUGCUGGUGGUGUGCUGGCGCCAGUCGCGGCGCAAGCGCAGCCGCACGCCGCGCCACCCGCUGGCCGGCAACCAGGACGCCUCGAACGAGAUCCUGCUGCAGAACAUCAAGCCAAAAAACCAGCGCGGCGAGUACAAGCGGAUGUCCAAGGUGUCCAACUUGGAGGCCAACAGCUCGGUGGCAGCGACUCUGCCGGUCCGUCCGGCGUCGUUCACCGGCGGAGCCAACAACCGGGCCUCCGAGCCGCAAUACUCGACGCUCAACAACCUGGACACCAUCCGCAGCUACGGGUCGGCAGCCGACGACCUGGACGGUCCACCACACAGCGCCUGCCAGUACUUGCAGAACUUCAACAAGCCCACGGCGAGUGUGGCGCCCUCUAUGGCGGCCACAGCCUCCGACAUGAGCGCCACCAACACUCUGGAGAAGUCCUACCGGGACAUGGACAAAAACAUCAAGCCCUCCUACUACGACAUGCACAAGAUACAGAACGACCUGACGGACCCGCAGCUGGCGGCGCUGAACAGGAUCCAGCUGCCGCCGCUGGACAAGCCGCGCCGUGAGGGCGGCGCCACCGCUCUCUCCUCCCCGGAAACGCCAGAUUACCACUGGGACUGUUCGGACUGGGUUCGCACCAGUCAGAAUCCCCUGCCGAACAUCACCGAGGUCACGGGGUCAGAGGUCAAGGACACGUCCAGUUACCAUAGCAACGAGAGCAACGAGAGCAACACUGCUGUUCGCGCCCCUGCCAGCGUGGCCAUGGCGGACGACGACGACGUGCUGGAGACGCUGAACGAGGACCAGACGUCCGACUACGUGGGCGAGGGCGACGGCGACGACAUCACCUCGGACCUGGACACGCUGCCCGAGCCGACCGACUUCGACCGCAUUCUGUCGGCUCACGGCAUCGAGCUGGGCGGCUCGGCGUCCGAGCUGUCGUCGGUGGCCGGCGGCGACCUGGCCUACGGCCUGGCGGCGCACCCCAACCUGUACCUGCCGGCGCACAGCGGCGCCGACACGGACGGCGAGGCGGACGGUCUGCUGCACCGGCUGGACAGGUACCGGUACCCGGCGCGCAACCGUCUGCCGCUGCAGCUGGGUACGUACGCCGAGCUGGAGUCGCUGACGGCCGGCAGUCAGAGCGAGGACGGCGGCCAGCUGUGUGACAUCGAGUCGGACGACGCCAGCUCGCGCAUCUGACGGCGCCCGGCCGGCCGGAGCUGGGCCGCGAUCUCAGAGGCCGGGCCGGCCGACGGCCGACGGCGCGCGGUGGGACGGGCGGCGCCGGGCCCGCCGGCCGGCCGGGCCAGCUCGGAGGAGACACUCGCGCUCAGGUCGGCCGGGGUGAGGCUGGCCCGCCGGCCCAGCGGCCGGCACAUUCCGACGGCGGCCCUCCUGACGGCGGCCACCUGAGUGCUGGGAGUCCCCGGGCAGCGUAACUCCUCGAGAGACAGUCCUUUGAGGACCGUCCUCGGAGUUGCACCGCGAUGCGUCGGGCGCCGUGAGAUGGGCUUCCGACUGUGUGGUGCUCCGAUCCUCAGCCGUGAUCGACACACCCCGUCGUUCGCGGCUGUGGCUGGACGGAGCCGCGGCUGACGGGUCCUCGUGAGAACGCCGUGCAGCCUGCAGACAGCUCCGCUGUCGUGUGUUGUGCGUUUUCCGAUGGUGGCUGCGCGGGCGUCCGGCCUGGAGCCACGUCAGCGCAGGCUGCCGCGUAACGAGCUUUAGUUUGAUUUGACCUUAGCCGAGAUUAUGCGAUGGAGCAGUCCCAGUCAUGCACUGCCAUUGUAGCAGUUUAAUUUCGUCCGCAUGGGUGGCGCUUGCUGCGUGAAGUAUUGGCCAAACUCCGCUGAGAUUCCAGUACAAAGUGCAUGAAUGGUGCUACUUUGUACCCAUUUUUACUUAACGACUGCUCGGAACAGCGUCGGAUCGGGCGUCAGCUCUGUGUUUUGUUAUUGACUGGUGGCCUCGCUUCCGGGGGACCACAUUUAGUUUAGCGUUCAUGACAUGUAAUCUGUUAGUGCUCUCUCGCUGCUUUUGGUUCACUAAUUUCUGCCCCGCGUUGGCACUUCGCCAGCGCGAGUGGGCUUGCUCCCAGUGCCGCCAGCAACUCCCGUGUUCUGUACCCGGUGGCGAGUGCAUGCAUUGCCGUUACCGCGGAGCAGCCGCACGCGUACUGCACGCCUCUUUUCGUGUGCCGCGCAUGCUGUGACGUCACGCGCCGAUCGCCGCUCGGCUGCGGAUCAUGCAUGGACGACUCGCCUGCUUCUGGACCCACCGGGCGUAGGCUCGUCUGGCUGCGACCCGGAAGGAGACGGCCGCCCGCGAUCUGCGUCAGGAGAGCCGUGUCUGACUGAUGUGUCCGUGCGUGCUGCUCGGAGCGACUGCUGGUGGUAUUUGUGUUUAAAUGCGCCGCUGCGGUGAGAGCGGACAGGUCCGCCGGGCUUUUGUGACCACGUGCCAUAACUGUGAUACAUUCUGUACAUACUGCAUUCUAUGCCUACCGGUUUUUUGUACAUAAAUGUUUUGU
Molecule: messenger RNA, 3054 nt
Organism: Pollicipes pollicipes
Lineage: Eukaryota; Metazoa; Arthropoda; Thecostraca; Pollicipedomorpha; Pollicipedidae
Product: fat-like cadherin-related tumor suppressor homolog
Exons: 7
Coding region: 666-1724 (352 amino acids)
Source: RefSeq, a predicted model, not a curated record